Molecule: messenger RNA, 1302 nt
Organism: Lindgomyces ingoldianus
Lineage: Eukaryota; Fungi; Ascomycota; Dothideomycetes; Pleosporales; Lindgomycetaceae
Exons: 14
Coding region: 1-1302 (433 amino acids)
Source: RefSeq, a predicted model, not a curated record
AUGGUCCUUUUGGGCUUUGCACUUAGCAAUCUCAACGCUACAAUUGUUAAAAAGGAGACCACUCCGUCUCUUCUCAAAUCUACUGCUACUGACGAUUUCCAAAGACACAAGGCCAACACACUGGUAUCCCUCACUACCACUCAGCCUUCAGUUGACAACACUACCAUAUUUCUUGCACCUGUCUGCCCGCAAGACAACAAUCAGCCUCCGGCUCGGCCUCCAAAUGCUACCUUCCAGGACCCUUCCGUAAUUUCGGCCUCGCCUGAGGGCCUACACACAAAGGAUCACUCCACCAACAGCUUUCACCAACAAACAGUCCGUGAAUCAGCAACCCAGGACCUAACCGUGGAUGCUCUCGCUGCACACGAAGUGGAAACCGCGAAUAACCACACCAUUGAAGCCGCUCGAGCUGCUGCUAGGGUUGUUCGCAUCCAGAAUGCUGCUCUUGAGCUUAACUUUGAGCUUCCUCGCGAAAGCUGUGAGACUGAGAAAUGGGAGCUCAGUGAGUGGUUGAUGGUCAGGGUCGAUCAAGAGGCAAUAUAUAAAAUCCAUGAUGUUUUCAUGAACUUGUGCCAACUUGCCAUUUGUGACAUUUGUGAAAAUCGAUGUCUUCACGUGGGCUGUGUGAUGAAGCUGAUCACCGAUUUGGGAUGCCAAGGGCUACUAGCUGCGCAGUACGCAUUGAUUAGAAAGCUGGCUGGGGGAUUAGAAGGUGGAGGUGAUGUUUCGCACACCGAUACCAUCUCGGAGAUAGGUUCCUCGUACCUCCCAUCUGCGAAAACGCAUAUAUUCCUUAAGUACGACAAAUUAUUGAUUAAAACUGCUUUAUACAUUACAGUCAUUCCGCCCAACACAUCAAGACCCUCGAAGAAAGGAACAAAGGGCAGAAACUUACUAUCAAUCACUCAUACUGGUAGUAGCUCUCGACAGGAUCACAUGGUUGAGAACGUGAGCACCGCCCGUUCUCUGAAACCAUAUCCUAAUAUCCUAACACGAAUCAAGAAUGGCGCACAGAAUGAGGACCCAAAUUGGAAUGUGGCUGCGACAAAUACUGUCAUCGUGAGUCGUUGGGGUGGUACCGAGCCCUUGUGUCGCACGUAUCUCACGCGAUACUAUACCCAUGUACUGCGCUAUUCACUCAUUAGGACUAGUUCCUUUUUGGUACAACCUUACAAUACAGUGGUUCAAUUCACCUUGUUUGGAUCUCAAUACCUCGUUGACUCGCCUACCCUAUGCCCCCUUUCUCAGCUCAUGCGAGACCUUGUACUACGCCGUAUCUUUGGAUGCAUUUAUUGUAAUUAG